AUGCCAGUGAAAUGCUGUUUCCACAGGUCACCGCCUACAGAGACAAUGGCCUGGUCUGAGAACAUGGACACCCUUCUAAGCAACCAAGCUGGCCUAGAUGCUUUUCGAACAUUCCUCAAAUCGGAGUUUAGUGAAGAAAAUGUGGAGUUCUGGCUCGCCUGUGAAGACUUUAAGAAAACAGAAAGUGCAGAAAAACUUGUCUCCAAAGCCAAGAUGAUUUAUUCUGAAUUCAUCGAAGCCGAUGCCCCUAAAGAGAUUAACAUCGACUUCGGCACCAGGGACCUCAUCUCAAAGAACAUCGCGGAACCCACUCGCAAAUGUUUUGACGAGGCUCAGAAGCUAAUCUACAGUCUCAUGGCUAAGGAUUCCUUUCCUCGAUUUCUCAAGUCAGAGAUUUAUAAGAAACUGGUACACAGCAGACAGGUUGGAAAUCAUAAAAAAUGGCUCCCUUUCUUGUAGAGAAGGCAAAUGACAAACUAACAAUCAGGUUAUAAAUGGGAAAAAAACAACUGAUAGGGCAGAUCAACUCUUAUCACUCCAAGGCUAGAAUGGUUUAAGUAUUUCAAUGCAAUAUAUGGCUCUUUAGGGUUUAGAAGACAUGUUUUACUCCAAUAGGAAAAUCAUUUUACGUACG
Molecule: messenger RNA, 634 nt
Organism: Phacochoerus africanus (Common warthog)
Lineage: Eukaryota; Metazoa; Chordata; Mammalia; Artiodactyla; Suidae
Gene: RGS21
Product: regulator of G protein signaling 21
Exons: 4
Coding region: 1-459 (152 amino acids)
Source: RefSeq, a predicted model, not a curated record